AUGGCAAAUAGGGUUAGUAAAUUGCCUAUUAAAUCGAAACGAGCCAAGACAUUUACUGGUUGUUGGACUUGUAGAGCUAGAAAAGUGAAAUGUGAUCUUCGGCGACCUAAUUGUACUAGAUGUGUUAAGUCCGGACUUGAAUGUGGUGGUUAUGAUAUUAAAUUAAGAUGGUCAAAUUUAGUUCAAUUUGAUGAAUAUGGUGUACAAAUUAAUAGUAAUUCAAGAGCAGAUAGUAAUAAUUCAGAUAAUAGUAAUAGUCCCAUGAGCUCAGAUAAACCAAGAAGAUUUCAAAGAAGAAAUAUAGAUUUUGUUAGAUAUGAUAAAGAAUAUGUAUUUCACGAAGAUAUGGAUGAUGAAUUAACUUUAUUACAUGCUCCACCACCUGAAAAAAUUGAAAAUGGUAAGACUUGGAUUAUUGAAAAAUUUGGUGUAUUUUUAGGCAGUGAUAAUAAUAAUAAUAGCAAUACUGAUCAUAAUGAUAAUUUAUCAACAAGACAAAAAAAUAUUUCAAAUUCAAAACGUUCAACAUUAUCAAAAUCUUCCACAAAUGAACAAGAAAUUAUUUCAGAACCAAUAAAUCUUCCAUUUAGAAAUAACGAAACCGAAGAAUCUAUUUGUCCCGAAAUUUAUGAAGCUUCAAAUAAUGAAAAUAUUAAAAAUUCUUCACAACAACAAGAAUCCACAGCAGAAAACAAUAACGAUAAUUCUCAAGAUAAUUUAAAUUUAACAAAUCCUCAGUCAAUGGGUUAUAAUACAGAUUUAACUAGUUUCCCUGGGUUUGAAUGGAUAUCUAAAGAACUACGUGAAGAAGUAUUAUUAUCUGCUUUUGCAUCUCAAGGAACUCCAUUUGAUAGAACAUAUUUAACGUCUUCUUCAGAGAAAACCCAAAAAGAUAUAGAAGGAGACACCGAGAAUAUAUCAAGUGCACAGACGACCUUGGAUAAAAAUAGUUCUAUUAUCGAUUCUUCUCAGCAGGAACAACUUGGUAAUGCAGUUCAAAGUGCUUUACAUUCUUUAUUUCAAAAACCUGAAGAAAUUGAAGUGAAAAAACAUCAACAAUUAAUCAAUAAAAUAGAUUCUCAACAAGAUCUCUCUAUCGAAAUCAAUGUACCAAAUUCUGAUAAUAACGAUAUGCUUAAGACAGCUAUUGAAAUAGUAGACUCAAAGAUAAAAGAUAAAAACAACUUAGUAACUUCUUUAAGAAAAGCAAAUUUGCCAUUUAAUAUCCCUACUACAGGGCUAUUGGUUCAUGGUCUUACAAGAUUUCUUCUAGCUUAUUAUUAUGAUAAAGUUGCAGAUUUGAUGACCGUGGUAUCAUUACCAGAUAGAAAUCCUUGGAAGAAAUUAUAUUUCCCAAGGGCAAUAUCAGCUCUUGGAGAUAUAGCGGGAUUAGGUCAUACUUCAAAUUCAAGAAAUUGUUUAUUAAAUGCUCUAUUAGCUGUUGCAUGCUUCAAUUUAAAGAGUAAACUGCCAAAAAAUUCUAAAGAACAAACUUUGUUUCUAAAUCUGGGUAUAGAAUUCAGAACUCAGGCUACUGGUUUCCUUAAACAAUGUUUAUCUUCAACCGUCAAAGAAGAAAGAUAUAAAGACGUAUUGACAGCAAUCCUUUCGUUGAAUUCUAUUGAUGUGGUAUGGGGUACGAUGUCUGAUUGUCAACAACAUUUAGAUCUCGGGGAAAAAUUUAUUGAAUAUAGAAUGGAACGUAGACCAAAAUUAUCUGAAAAGGCCAAAACUUUGCAUAGAAUAUUUUCUUUCUUAAAAUUGAUCCAAGAUAGUACAGCACUAGAUAAGGUAAUAUCUGAUGAGAUUGUUUUUUCUGUAACUAGUCCACAUAACCAGGAUACAGGAAAUAUCAAUGGUAAUGCAACAAAUCAAACUGAAAUACAGCAACCUCCAGAUGGACAAUUCAAGGAAUCACUUAAUAAGAAAGAUGGAAAGAUUAGAAUCGAAUUUGUGAAGAAUAAUGUUUUAGAACAUUCUUCAGAUGAUUCUGCUGGUAUAUCGCCCCCAAUUUUCGAAAACCUUACAAGUAAUAGUUUCUCUCAUACCAAAUCAUCGUUAACUACAAAGAUGGAUAUUGUUGACAUAGAGACUUUAUACGGUCUUCCAAAUUCAUUAAUCCUCUUAUUUUCAGAUUGUGUCCGGAUUGUACGGCAUACAAAAUAUUAUAAUAUGAAAUAUAUUCCCGUACCACGUCAAUUUAUUGAUGCAACCCAAAAAUUUGAGAAAAGAUUAAUGAAAUGGAAACCAGAAUGGGAAUUUUUUGAGAAUCCUUCAAACAAUGGGGAGAAAAAAUUUAUUAACGAAACUAUCGAGGCACUUUAUCACCAUACAAUGAGUUUUUAUAAUGGUCUCAUUAUAUACUAUUUCUCUAUGGCCAGGGAUUUAAGUAACAAUUUCUUGCAACAAUAUGUUGGGAAUGUACUUGACAGUUUACGGAAAAUGAAUAUCCUAAUAGAAAGUAAAAAGGUAAAAAUAGUUCCUUUAAUAUGGCAAGGUUUCAUUGCAGGAUGUGCUAGUAUGACAGAGGAUGAACAAAAUGAGUUCCGCAAAUGGGCUGCCAAAUUAGCAGAAAGCGGUAUGGGAUCAUAUUGGGGGGCUCGACAAGUCAUGUUCGAAGUUUGGCGAAGAAGGAAGGCAGGUGUACAUGGUGACGAUUGGUUUUCUGUUUAUCAAGACUGGGAAAUGAAUUUAAUGCUAUCGUGA
This is a messenger RNA of Maudiozyma saulgeensis, 2706 nucleotides long. NCBI's taxonomy places the organism in Eukaryota, Fungi, Ascomycota, Saccharomycetes, Saccharomycetales, Saccharomycetaceae. The record is from the annotation of a GenBank genome assembly.